Python bivittatus (Burmese python) is the source of this 1028-nucleotide messenger RNA. NCBI's taxonomy places the organism in Eukaryota, Metazoa, Chordata, Lepidosauria, Squamata, Pythonidae. The record is from RefSeq and is a predicted model, not a curated record.
AUGACAACUGAGGUUGCAACUGGCUGCAUUUGCCGAAAAUACAGAGUUGUAAAUGGUAAGUUGGGCUGGUGCUACGAAGCACCAAUGGCCUGCAUGGAGAUCUUGCAACUCACCAAAGAAGGAGCUCCAUCAGAUGUGUGCCACCAUGUAGGCUGGGGCUUGCAGGCUACAUCAUGUCAGGGCCACCUUGACAAAGAUGGGGCAAAGAAUAGAUUGAUAGCUAUGACCACUGAAUGCUGUGAGCAGCAUUGUAAAGCUGCUAUACAAGUAGCCAAGGAAGAACCUGCUCAAGCCCCCCUUGCCCUCCUUGCUGUAUCAUCACUGUCCCCAGAAACUACAGCAGCUGGUCAGUUCACCUGUUCCCCCAACUUUUCAAAGGAAGACAAGGAGGCUGUCUCCAGAAAUGCCUGUUGCUGCGAAUCAGAGACAUCUUUCACCUACGUGGAUGAAAACACCAACCAUCUAAACCACACAGGGAGUCUUGCACAUCAGAGCUAUUGCCAAGACCAAGAGUUCCUUCCCCAUCCUGACCCUGACACAGAGAUGCCUCCAGAAUGGCCCUACGAUCCACCUUCCUUAGUUUCGGAGGAAGAGGAUGAUGCUGGCUCAGAAGCUGCUGGUGGAAAAUCUAUUGAUUACAGCUUUAUCAGUGCCAUCUUGUUCUUGGUCAUUGGGAUUUUGUUGGUGAUUAUUUCCUAUGUGGUCCCCAGAGAUGUAACUGUGGAUCCCAGCACAGUGGCAGCACGGGAGAUGGAGCGCCUAGAGAAGAAGAGUGCCCGGAUUGGGGCUCACCUAGAUCGGUGUGUAAUUGCUGGGCUCUGCCUCUUGACACUGGGGGGUGUGGUGCUGUCCAGUUUACUGAUGCUGUCAAUGUGGAAAGGAGAACUCUACCGGAGGAACAGAUUUGCAGCUUCCAAGGAAUCAGCCAAACUGUAUGGAUCUUUCAAUUUCCGAGUCAAAUCCUCUACAAGCGAUAAUAUGGAGUUAUCACUUGUGGAAGAGGAAGCUCUUACAGUAACUAGUUAGCC